AUGGGAUUGUCCGAAACAUUUAUAAGGCGGGGCUUUGCGAAGGGUCAAUACGGGAUUGCAAUAAAGAGCUUUGACCUGCAUGAACGACACUGUAAAAAGUCUGUCCCUUGGGAACAGCUAGAGGAGCAUAAAGCCCAAGAGCACAUACAGGUCAAAUGUGGCAAGUGCAAUAAAAUGAUGGAACGAAGGCAGCUGUUGGACCACGAGACAGAUGAGUGCUCAGAGAGGCUGCAGAUCUGUGAGUUCUGUCAGCUAGAGCUUCCUCUGAGCAGUCUAAUGGAGCACUCUUUGUCCUGCGGGAGUCGCACAGAGCGCUGCUCUGACUGUGGCCGCUAUGUCAAACUGAAAGAACAGCUCCAUCAUGCUCAGAUCUGUUGUAGUACCCCUCCAACACUGAAGAAGCCUAGUCCAGAAGAUGCAUCUGACACCAAUGCUGGCUUGCGACCACUCCUCCCAAUAUGUAAGAGACAGGGAUGUUGACUUCGAUGAAGACCUCAGCCCUGGACAAGUCAGUGCUCCAGACUCUGCAGAUUUCUUAUUUUCAUCACUUCAGAAGGCGAAGGGAGCCAGAAACAUUGAAAGGGACCUAGAAAGGAUAAGCACUUGUCCACUCUGUCAUCUGGCACUUCCUAUUAAGACACUUGAAUGGCAUGAGAAAAAAUGUGAAUUACAUAAACAUCUGAGCCUGGCACAAUGUUGACUGGUGCAAGCAAGACUACAUGUGGUUGCUUGUAACAGCACUCCAAAAUCUACAACUCCAAAAUAAUGUGAUGGCAUUAUAGUAAACAUAGAAUGUUAAAUUAUAUUGAAAUGAAACUAAAACAAGUUUAUAUUGUUUCCAGUUAAUAUGUAUUCACUGAUUUUAUAUUUGAUAAAUGUCAGCCUGAACUGACUGGAAGUACAAUAAAAAAAUGUAAAUGUUGAGUUGCACUGGCUUUAUUGUCCAACUUACUGCAGCUAAGAUUUGCCUGAUUUUUUAGGUUGUUAUCGAGCUAUACUGUUUAAAGUGUUAUCUGCAUGUUAAAUCUGUUCAAAUGUCGUGGGAUUUCAGUGCACAGUUUAAAAUAAAAGGUACAAAUAUUUGUUUGUAAAUUAUAAUAGUUUAUAGACUUUUACUUUCUCUCUCUGCCACUAUAUAACAUAUCUUGUAUGAAAAAUCUUCAGAGGAUCCAGCAGACCUCUCCCAGAUGAGAGAAGCAAAUUCAAGGCAAUAGCAAAGAAGA
Messenger RNA from Xyrauchen texanus (razorback sucker), 1223 nucleotides. It is a transcript of the gene xaf1, whose product is annotated as XIAP associated factor 1. The record is from RefSeq and is a predicted model, not a curated record. Gene Ontology annotation, molecular function: zinc ion binding. Lineage: Eukaryota; Metazoa; Chordata; Actinopteri; Cypriniformes; Catostomidae.